UGACAGGUUUGGAGAGUUACAUAAUAAGGUGGGACCGUUUGAUAGUAUAGGGCGUUAUAUACUCCUGCUCGUGAACUUCGCUUCCUACACGGCACUCUUGCAGCCUGCACAGACGCGGCACCCAUGUCAACCAUGAAGCUAACGAGGGGCUUCGUGUGGGUGGCUGUAGCCCUGUGCUGCUUCUUAGAUACUGUCUUUGGAGUUGAGGUCGACUGCAGCCGGUAUCCCAGCGGCGUCUCUGAGGACGGCACCCCCUGGAUAGGCUGCCCGAGGGACUUCUCACCCGUGUGCGGCACAGAUGGCUCCACGUACAGCAACGAAUGUGGCAUCUGCCUCUACAACAUGGAACACAGUAGCCAUGUUGCUAAACAGCAUGAUGGAGAAUGCAAGCAGAAACUUAUUCAGGUUGACUGCAGUAGAUACCGUAGGACUAAAAAAGAUGGUGAAGUCCUGGUAGCCUGUCCAAGGAUACUGGAACCAGUAUGUGGCUCUGACAGCCUCACUUACAGCAACGAAUGUGGGAUCUGUGACUAUAAUGAAGAACAUCACACCAACAUUAGUAAAAAGUAUGAUGGAGAAUGCAAGCAUGAGAUUGUCUCGAUUGACUGCAGCCAGUACCCAACAGAAGUCACUAAAGAUGGCAAAACAUUAGUAUCCUGUCCAAGGGUCCUGCAUCCAGUUUGCGGCACAGAUGGUUUUACAUAUGAUAAUGAAUGUGGGAUCUGUGCCCAUAAUGGAGAGCACAGCACCCAUGUUGGCAAAAGGCAUGAUGGAAAAUGCAAACAGGACAUUCCUACACUUGACUGCAGUCAAUACCCAUCAAAAGUGACCGAGGAUAGUAGAGCCCAGAUACGCUGUCCGAGGAUCCUACUCCCAGUCUGUGGCACAGAUGGGUUUACCUAUGACAAUGAGUGUGGCAUCUGUGCCCAUAACAUAGAACAUGGAACUGACGUUAAGAAGAGUCAUGAUGGAAGAUGUAAGGAGAAAAGUCUCCCAGUUGAGUGCAGCAGAUACCUGACCGGUACUACCAAAUCCGGCGAAACCAUCACAGGCUGCCCCUUCAUCCUGCACGAGGUCUGUGGAACAGACGGCGUCACCUACAGCAAUGACUGCGCCCUGUGUGCCCAUAACUUAGAAUUUGGAACCAAUGUAGGCAAAAAGCAUGAUGGAAAAUGCAUAGAGGAAGUUCCUCAAACCAGAGGCCGUACCAGAGCUUUUGCUGUGUUUGCUUCCCAGCUCAACUGCAGCAAGUACCGAACAGUCGUUACAGAUGACAAGAGGCAGCUGAUGCUCUGCACAAUGAUCUACAAUCCUGUCUGUGCUACCGAUGGCAUCACUUACGCCAGCGAAUGUGUGCUGUGUGCCCACAAUCUAGAGCAUCGGAGCAGUCUUAGAAAAAGACAUGACGGAAGAUGUGCAGAAGAUAUUACAAAAGAUUAUUGCAGCAGCUUCCAAAAACCCUCUCCUGUGUGCACCUUGGAAUAUACACCACACUGUGGCUCCGAUGGCAAAACAUAUGGCAACAAAUGUACUUUCUGCAAUGCAUUCCUGAAGAGCAACAGGACUCUCACAGUCAUUGCUCAGAGAGAAUGCUAACUGCACUGGAGCCCAGCUCAGGAAGAAAAACUCUCUUGUUUGUGACUCCCCAUGGACUGAUCUUCCCUAACAGGUUUCCUUCAGCUUGUCUUGUUUCCUUCUAUCUCCUGAAACACUUUUUGUUCAAUAAACUCACUUGGCAACA
Dromaius novaehollandiae (emu) is the source of this 1741-nucleotide messenger RNA. Its product is annotated as ovoinhibitor-like. The coding region runs from base 124 to 1596 and encodes 490 amino acids. Gene Ontology annotation, molecular function: serine-type endopeptidase inhibitor activity; protein binding. NCBI's taxonomy places the organism in Eukaryota, Metazoa, Chordata, Aves, Casuariiformes, Dromaiidae. The record is from RefSeq and is a predicted model, not a curated record. The transcript has 16 exons.